GGGCCCUGUGGCCUGCGGAGGGCUCUGGAUCCGGCUGCUGUCCCGGUGCCAGCCCAGCUCCUGCUCUCGGUUGUGGCCGCGAGGCAGGGCGGCUGUCCCCAGACGGGGAGCUCCCGCGGGUCUUCCAAUAAGCCUCUUGUCCGCGCUCACCAUUUCCGCAGAGCAGGGUCAGGACACCCGGAGCCUGCCAGCGCUACAGUGCCUCCCUUGUUUAAUGGCGGCUUGGCGCAUGCGCCGUCCGCCGGCAGAACCUGGCCCGCCAUGCCGAAUGAAGGCACUUCCGGGUUACCGCCGCGCGGCACACGUGAUGCGAAGGCCACGUGGUCCUCCCAUCAUGUGACCUGCGGCGUUCGCGGGCAGGAGGCCAUGGCCGCCCCCCGCCCCCUCACGGUGGUGCCGGGCGAAGCCUCCGAGAGCGACUCGGAGCAGGAGCUGUUGGUAGGGGCGGCGGGGGGAGCCCCCGGGGCCGGGCUGAAGGUGCCGGGCGAAGCCUCCGAGACCGAAGAGGAGGAGGAGGAGGAGGAGAAGGAGCAUAGACCGAAGACAUCCCCAGUGCUGGCGGAGGAGCCGGCGACGGUUUGGGGGGGCGGCCGGGGGAGCCCCUCGCUGCUGCAGCAGCGGCUGCGGGAGGGGACGGGGCGGCUGCAGGGGGCGGUGGGCAGCGCCCUGCGGCAGAGCUACGGCAGCGCCGCCCGGAGCCUGGGGGGGCUGGAGGGGGCCCUAGGCCGGGCGCAGGUGACCGCCGCCGCCGCCGCUCACUGCCUGCGCCUGGCCCGCCGCGACCUGCGCGCUGUGGCCGACACCAUCGACAUCGUCACGGCCUGUCGCCUCCUGCCCGACAUCCGCGUGCAGCUCUGACUGGGACGAGGCACCACGUUCACCAUCCCCCACUGUGGCUGUCACCCGCGGCAGCAACAACGCCUGCCAGACAUCCACGAGCAGUUGCCGGCACCACUCCUGUCCUCA
Molecule: messenger RNA, 966 nt
Organism: Corapipo altera (White-ruffed manakin)
Lineage: Eukaryota; Metazoa; Chordata; Aves; Passeriformes; Pipridae
Gene: BLOC1S3
Product: biogenesis of lysosomal organelles complex 1 subunit 3
Cellular component (GO): BLOC-1 complex
Source: RefSeq, a predicted model, not a curated record